Molecule: messenger RNA, 1659 nt
Organism: Exophiala dermatitidis NIH/UT8656
Lineage: Eukaryota; Fungi; Ascomycota; Eurotiomycetes; Chaetothyriales; Herpotrichiellaceae
Product: cystathionine beta-synthase
Exons: 2
Coding region: 1-1659 (552 amino acids)
Cellular component (GO): cytoplasm
Molecular function (GO): cystathionine beta-synthase activity; cysteine synthase activity
Source: RefSeq, a predicted model, not a curated record
AUGACAUCUAUCAACGGCCGCCUCCAUGCCCAGGGCACCCACGAGUCAGUAUUAGAACUCAUUGGCCAAACACCACUUGUCCGCCUCAACAAGAUCCCCCAAACGCUCGGCAUCGAGGCAAAGGUCUAUGCAAAAUGCGAGUUUUUCAAUGCCGGCGGAAGCGUCAAGGACAGAAUUGCCCUCCGAAUGAUAGAAGAGGCAGAGAAAUCAGGACGCAUAAAGCCCGGCGAUACGUUGAUCGAGCCGACGAGUGGGAAUACUGGAAUAGGUCUAGCCCUAGUCGCCGCGGUGAAGGGCUACAAGACGAUCAUCACACUGCCUGAAAAGAUGUCUGCCGAGAAAGUGGCGGUCCUGAAGGCAUUGAACGCCACCAUCAUCCGCACGCCGACGGAAGCAGCUUACGACAGUCCAGAAUCGCAUAUCGGGGUUGCAAGAAGAUUGGAGAAGGAGAUUCCUAACGCCCACAUCCUCGACCAGUACGGCAACCCAGACAAUCCUCUGGCACAUGAACUAGGGACAGCGGAGGAAAUUUGGGAGCAGACGGAGGGGAAGAUCACGGCCAUCGUUGCGGGAGCUGGUACGGGAGGGACGAUCACCGGUCUAGCACGAGGUCUACACAAACACAAGAAGGACGUCAAGAUCAUUGCCGCCGACCCACAGGGGUCCAUCCUGGCCGUGCCGGCGUCGCUGAACGAAGAACACGCCAACGAACCCUACAAGGUAGAAGGCAUCGGAUACGAUUUCAUCCCAGAUGUUCUUGACCAGAGCGUCGUGGACAAGUGGUACAAGACAGAUGAUCGAGAAUCGUUCCACUAUGCGCGUCGACUAAUUGCAGAAGAAGGCCUGCUGGUCGGAGGGAGCAGCGGCUCAGCCAUUGCCGCCAUGUUAAAGGCGGCGCGCGACCUGAACCUCGGCAAGGACGAUGUGAUAGUCGUCAUCCUGCCCGACAGCAUACGUUCGUAUCUCACAAAAUUCGCCGACGACGACUGGCUUGCUGCCAACAACUUGCUGCCUCCCACGCCACCUCCGGAGCCUGCCUCGCCAGAACAAGAGAAGGCCAAGCAACACGAUGAUCCAUUCGGCGGCGCAACAGUGCGUUCGUUGCGUCUCAAGCCCGUCACCACCGUCACCUCCGACUCUCCCUGCUCGGCCGCCAUUGAAGUCAUGCGCGAGAAGGGCUUUGACCAGCUACCUGUUCUGGCACCCAAGAGCAGACGUCUUGUGGGCUUAGUUACGCUGGGAAAUCUUUUGUCCCGCAUCAGUCAUGGGCGCGCUACUCCCAAGUCGCCCGUGUCGGAUGCCAUGUUCGACUUCAGCAAAAUCCCCGAAGUCACGGUUGAUCCGCGUGACUUUAGCGACAUUGUCGCCCAGUCUGAAUCUCUGUUCUCAAGCGAGAUGACCGAGAAGAACGACGGCGAGAACGAAGCCAGAUCGCGCCCUCAACGUCGCCACAAGCGGAGAGAAUUCGUCGAGAUCACUAUGGAUACGCCUCUGAGCGCAUUGAACAAAUUCCUCGAAUGGCAGAGCGCCGCUAUCGUCACCGAACGUGAUCCUAAUGAGAAAACGGGCCAAGGCAAAGCACCGGCGUUGAAGCCCCUUGCUGUCGUCACGAAAGUCGACCUUCUGACUUGGAUGUUGAGCCAACAAAAACUGCAAUAG